This is a messenger RNA of Rosa chinensis, 2386 nucleotides long. RefSeq names its product calmodulin-binding protein 60 E. Lineage: Eukaryota; Viridiplantae; Streptophyta; Magnoliopsida; Rosales; Rosaceae. The transcript is spliced from 6 exons. Gene Ontology annotation, biological process: regulation of salicylic acid biosynthetic process. Gene Ontology annotation, molecular function: calmodulin binding; sequence-specific DNA binding; DNA-binding transcription factor activity. Gene Ontology annotation, cellular component: nucleus. The record is from RefSeq and is a predicted model, not a curated record. Bases 334 to 2244 code for a protein of 636 amino acids.
GUGAUGUUGAAUUGUACACAACUACACACUAAUAUUUUAACAUGCAAAAUCCCAAUAUUAUAAUCCCGGAUUGGAUCAGAACGCUAUAAACUAUUCCAUACAGAUCCAUUUCCAACCUAGAGAUCUUAUACCAAUUAAUACCCGGUUCGCAGAAACUUUGACAAAAACCAUAUUUUUGUCUUUCUGGGGUUUCGUCUGAAACCUUUAGGGCUUUAUGCGUUGUCGUUCUCCGAUGAAGCUUCUGAUGUGUAGGUGAUUUCUAGAACCAUCUUGGGUUUCUAAUUUUGGAAAGUUUUAAACAGACUAGUUGUGUUGGCGGGUAAGUUUCUGAAAAUGGAAAGUUCGAGAAACGUGAGGGCGGAAAAGAGAGGAUAUGAACAAGGUGUGGAUGUGGAUGGGGGUUAUGAUGAGACAGACCAUCGCAGUCAUGAAUCGAAGAGACCGAAACUGCCCGGUUUGGCAAGUGUGAUUGUGGAAUCCCUGAAGGUGGAUAGCUUGCAAAGACUUGCGUCAACUUUGGAGCCUAUGCUCCGCAGAAUUGUUAGUGAGGAAUUGGAGCGUGCUUUGACGAAAAUAGAACGUGUUGAACUGCCUGGAAGGUUUGUUCCAACCAAUAUAUCAUUAUUUAGAUGUCUUCAUCUUUAUGGUAGAAUUACCAAUAUAUUGUUCACAUUUUUCACAUAUGGCAGGUCUCCACCGCCCAGAAUAUUAGGCUCAGAAGAGAAAAAUCUUCAACUACAAUUUAAAACAAGAAUGCCACCACAUCUAUUCACAGGUGCAAAGGUUGAGGGAGAGCAAGGAGCAGCGAUUCAUGUUGUGUUGCUAGACUUAAGUAAAGGCUCUGUUGUACAAAUAGGACCAGAAGCAUCUGCAAAGCUCAAUAUUGUUGUACUGGAAGGUGACUUCAAUGAAGAAGUUGAGGAUGGUUGGACCAAAGAACAUUUUGAAAACCAUGAGGUAAAGGAGCGUGAGGGGAAAAGACCACUUCUGACAGGGGAUGUACAAGUUAUUCUUAAGGAAGGGGUGGGUACACUUGGAGAGCUUACUUUUACAGACAAUUCUAGCUGGAUAAGGAGUAGGAAAUUUAGGCUUGGAGUUAAGGUUGCCCCUGGAAACUGUGAAGGAAUUCGUAUUUGUGAAGCUAAAACAGAUGCUUUUUUGGUUAAAGAUCACAGGGGAGAAUUAUACAAGAAACAUUACCCACCGGCUUUGCAUGAUGAGGUGUGGAGAUUAGAUAGAAUAGCAAAGGAUGGAGCUCUACACAAGAAGCUGAUUAAGUCUGAGAUUGUAACUGUUGAAGACUUUCUCCGUCUUCUUGUUAAGGACCCGCAGAAAUUAAGAAGUAUCCUUGGGAGCGGUAUGUCCAACAGGAUGUGGGAAAACACCGUGGAGCAUGCAAAAACUUGUGUCUUGAGUGGAAAGCUCUAUGUUUACUACACUGAUGAAACUCAAACCAAGGGUGUUGUAUUCAACCAUAUUUAUGAACUCAGGGGCCUCAUUGCUGAUGGACAAUUUUUCUCCCUAGAAUCCCUUACUCACAGUCAAAAGGUUUCAGUGGAUACUCUGAUGAAGAGAGCAUAUGAUAAUUGGCAUCAAGUCGUAGAAUACAAUGGCAUGAUGGCUAUGACUGCACCUGUGGCAGUCGCUUCCCACAACAAUGCCUUAGAUCACCAUUCUGCAGCUAUUCAAGGCAGGCCGCAAUAUGACGCUGAUUUCGGUCAACAGUUUCGAAUAGAAAAUAACCACCCACCAGUCGUCCCUCAGUUUGUUCCAUUUGUGAGGUCUGAUCAAACAUCUUUGGUUAAAUUAAACAACCCACAAACAGCUUUACCUAGCACCACGGGUUACAUGUCACUUGGAGGUACAUCAAAUUUUUCAACAGAUUGGUCACGGCCAAAUUAUGGGAACGGGUUUGAGGACUUUAAUGUUGCUGAUGAAAUCCGGAUCAGGAGUUCAGAAAUGUUGGAGAGUGAUGACAUGCAGAGACUGUUAAUGAAGACAUUUAGUAUGGGAGUUGGAAUCGGAACAGGACCUAGUUUUGGUAAUUCUGAUGAAGCUUGUUAUAAUUAUAGUGUACAGUAUGAGCCUCGUGUAGGUCAAUCAGUGGGGAAAGAGCAUGGAAAAAGUUCAGGAAAAGCUGUUGUUGGAUGGCUUAAGCUCAAAGCUGCAUUAAGGUGGGGAAUAUUUGUUAGGAAGAGAGCUGCAGAACGGAGAGCUCAGCUUACACUUACAGAACUAGAUUGAAUGUAAUGCUUUGUUAUUAUCACAGCCUGUUUCAUCAUGGAAUGACUUGUGUUUUGAUGAUUUGAAAUUGUUAAUGCUUUGUUUGUUUCACAAGGGAAUGAAACCUAGGAAUUUAAAUAUAUAUUGGAAAUUUUUUAUCUUC